Schizosaccharomyces octosporus yFS286 is the source of this 1740-nucleotide messenger RNA. RefSeq names its product cytoskeletal signaling protein. Bases 19 to 1482 code for a protein of 487 amino acids. The record is from RefSeq and is a predicted model, not a curated record. The transcript has a single exon. Lineage: Eukaryota; Fungi; Ascomycota; Schizosaccharomycetes; Schizosaccharomycetales; Schizosaccharomycetaceae.
UUGUAAAAAGCCAUAUCCAUGAAUGAAAAAACUGCUUCACCGAAUAAAGAUGCGGUUCCUCAAACGGACGCUUACAUGGGUCUGUGCAAUUCGCUCACAUACCGAUUUGAAGGAUGGAGGCAUCUUGUAGAAAAUCUUAUAUCUUUCUUUAAACAGCUUGAAUCUUUGUCGAAAUCCACAUCAAAAGAAUACUUAAAAUUGAGUAAAACAAUAACGCAUCCCUCCAAAGAUGUGAACAUAUUUGAUGAACACGGAGUGCAGGAUGUGUUUGCGGCCUUGCGAGACCAAACUGCUGCUAUAUCGACAGAUAACGAGCAAUUAUCUAUUCAGCUUCCCGGAGCUAUUAUUAAGGUCUUAGAAUUACUUCGUGAUGACUUGAAAGAGCACUGUAAAAAAAUCAAUGCUGAUGGUACCAAGGGUGUAAAGGGCGUAGAAAAGCAACGUUCAGAAUCGCAGAAGCUUCUUGUACAACUAGACCGUGCUUUAUUACCUUGGGGAAGUGAUAACCCGGCUUCUAUAAAUGUAAAAAAUGAUCCUUUUAUUGUUGAUCGCCUUGUCCUUAACUCCCUAGCUCGUCAAGUCGCCGAAGAGAACAAUCACGUUCAAUCAGUGGCCCAAAUUCAAGAACUUUCUUUUCGAUUUGAGCAAAAUACUAUUUCAAAAAUCAAGGAUAUAAUACGCCAGUUUGAAGUACUCAUGAACCAAACCUUUACCAAAUCCAUAAAUCAUGUGCGUGAAGUUUUACAAGUAUCCGAAGCACAAACUUUAACCGCUGAAUGGUCUUCAUAUGCCAAACGGGAACCUGAUUUUAUCAAGGGUUCUGUAACACCUCGAAUAUAUACCGAAUUACCGUAUCCCGGUAAGAAUAAACCACCUACCGUUCCAAUUAUUGCUGGUUAUUUAAUUCGAAAGACCACAAUCAUGAAGAAAAAGCAAAGAGGAUUUUAUGCUUUUACUCGUUCUGGUUAUCUUUACGAAUUCAAGUCCUCAGAUCCUCAAGUCGAUCCUGAACCGGAGUUCGCCUUAUACAUACCCGAUUCCUUAAUUGGUCGUCCCUCGGACAAAAAGGCAAAGUUUAAGAUUACUGGAAAAGAUGCGACGAACAAAGUAUUCGGAUCUCGCUCAGACUACUCUUUCCGCGCCAGUAAUCAGGUUGAAUUGAUGAAGUGGUGGGAAGCCCUAAAUACCUAUAUUUCCGGAUACCAUCAACCCGCGUUUACACAAGAAAACAUGCGUCCUCCAGCAGAGGCUGUCUCUGAGAGUGAUGAUGAUGAUGAUGAUUUUCAACCUACAGCCGAGGCUCGCAGAAAUACCGUCCGUAAUACACCGACUGCUGCUUCCCGCAUCAACUCUCAAGAAACCCGGCCUCAAACUCAAUCUUCAGAUAAAGUUCCCUCAUACAAUGACAGCCAAGCAGAUCCUCCCGUUAAUGAUUUUAUUUUUCAGUCUGAUUUGAGUGGACAUAAUGCUUGGAAUGUGUAAUCUAGAGGAAUUACAUCGAUGUACAUACAUUUUUUAUUUAAGAAUGAGCGUUCUUCGGAGUGUGAAUGUUUAUCUAUUAAAUUCAUGGUUAUAUUGGCCUGUAAUAUAUUAUGCUUGUCAAUUUACGAAUUAUCUUGAAAUGUGAAUUGUCAUUCAGGUUUUAUCUCGUCCGAUUACUGAUUAAUUCUUUUUUAACUUGCUAUUGGCAAUAUUCCAUAGUUGCUAUCGUUUCCCAUGUUCUUAAUUAUUCUUUAUACC